AAGGUAGACAGAAAAGAAAGGGGAGAGAGAGAAGAAAAAGAAGAGCUGGAAUCACAUGGACUUGUCUUUCCCUUGCUGGGUCCUCCAUUCUCUUCUUCUUACUUUCUCUUCCAUUCUCUUCUUCUCUCUUUCUUAGAUUCAUUCUUCUCUUCUUUCUUCUCUUCCUCCUCCUUCAACCAUGUCUGAGGAUAAGGAGAUGUCUACUUCUGUUAUCAAUGGGAACGAUUCCCUCACUGGUCACAUUAUAUCUACAACAAUUGGAGGCAAAAAUGGAGAGCCAAAACAGACUAUUAGUUACAUGGCAGAGCGUGUCGUAGGAACGGGAUCAUUUGGAAUUGUUUUCCAGGCAAAAUGCUUGGAAACUGGAGAGGCAGUAGCCAUUAAGAAGGUUUUGCAAGACCGAAGAUAUAAGAACCGUGAACUACAAUUGAUGCGUGUGAUGGACCAUCCAAAUGUGGUCACUUUGAAGCAUUGUUUCUUUUCAACUACAAGUACGGAUGAACUUUUUCUGAAUUUGGUGAUGGAAUAUGUUCCAGAAUCCAUGUAUCGGGUCUUAAAGCACUACAACAAUGCUAAUCAGAGAAUACCGAUCAUCUAUGUAAAACUUUAUAUGUACCAGAUCUUCAGGGGGUUGGCUUAUAUCCACACUGUUCCCGGAGUUUGCCACAGGGAUUUGAAACCUCAAAAUAUAUUGGUUGAUCCUCUCUCACAUCAAGUUAAGCUAUGUGAUUUUGGAAGUGCAAAAAUGCUGGUCAAGGGCGAAGCUAAUAUAUCAUACAUAUGUUCUCGUUUCUAUCGAGCUCCAGAACUUAUAUUUGGUGCCACAGAGUAUACUACUUCAAUUGAUAUUUGGUCAGCUGGCUGUGUCCUUGCUGAACUGCUUUUGGGCCAGCCGUUAUUCCCUGGUGAAAAUGCAGUGGACCAGCUCGUACAUAUUAUAAAGGUGCUUGGAACACCCACCCGGGAGGAAGUACGCUGCAUGAAUCCCAAUUACAAUGACUUCAGGUUUCCGCAAAUAAAAGCACACCCAUGGCACAAGAUCUUCCACAAAAAGAUGCCUCCAGAAGCUAUUGAUCUUGCUUCCCGGCUUUUGCAGUACUCCCCAAGUCUUCGUUGCACUGCGCUUGAAGCUUGUGCACACCCUUUCUUUGAUGAACUUCGAGAACCCAAUGCUCGCCUGCCAAAUGGCCGUCCUUUUCCCCCUCUUUUCAACUUCAAACAGGAAUUAUCAGGGGCAUCUCCAGAGCUUGUUAACAAGUUGAUACCUGACCACAUAAAGCGGCAAAUAGGACUACAAUUUGUCCAAUCAGUCGGAUCAUGAUGAUAAGCAAUAGGGGGGACAGUGUAUACUAGUCGAUAAGUUAAAACAAAAGUGGCACCAUUAUUUUUGUCUAAGUUAUCAUGCUCUGUGGCCUGGCCAGUGUAGUUUCACGCUGAACCCGGACCGAAACACAGGUUGCUGGAUGGCUGCAGUUGAUCCCUCAAUAUAUGUGUAUACCUUUUGACUCUAUCUUGCUUCAGGGGAAUCUAUAUUUUUCCCCAAAAGAAUAGCUUUUUCCCUUCAAUGUUGUUGUAAAAUGUCUACAUGAUGUCAUGGUAUAGUUGGCCUAAAUUGGUCAGAAAAUGCUCUUGUGAGGGGAAAACCAAACCCUUAGCUGGAUGGUGGGUCCCAUAUAAACAAGAUGGGUCUUUGGAGUUUUGAUGAUGGUAUUGAUGUUGGUUGUUGGGGUUUGGUUUUCUUAACUCUUAUCAUGUUAAUAUGUGCUUGAUUUCUUUGCAAUGUUGCCAGACGAGCUACCUUCCUUGUCAAAUGUAAUAUGAUAUCUGUUCCUUUUAAAUAUGCUACCUUCUAGUGUUUCACA
Messenger RNA from Medicago truncatula (barrel medic), 1862 nucleotides. RefSeq names its product shaggy-related protein kinase eta. Gene Ontology annotation, cellular component: cytoplasm; nucleus. The transcript is spliced from 11 exons. The record is from RefSeq and is a predicted model, not a curated record. Lineage: Eukaryota; Viridiplantae; Streptophyta; Magnoliopsida; Fabales; Fabaceae. Gene Ontology annotation, molecular function: protein serine/threonine kinase activity; ATP binding. Gene Ontology annotation, biological process: cell differentiation; brassinosteroid mediated signaling pathway; peptidyl-threonine phosphorylation. The coding region runs from base 179 to 1321 and encodes 380 amino acids.